This is a messenger RNA of Dendrobium catenatum, 638 nucleotides long. Its product is annotated as probable E3 ubiquitin-protein ligase HIP1. Gene Ontology annotation, cellular component: nucleus. Lineage: Eukaryota; Viridiplantae; Streptophyta; Magnoliopsida; Asparagales; Orchidaceae. The transcript has 4 exons. The record is from RefSeq and is a predicted model, not a curated record. Bases 81 to 431 code for a protein of 116 amino acids. Gene Ontology annotation, molecular function: ubiquitin protein ligase activity.
UUUGGGUGCAGCAACGAUUAGAUGAUACACUAAUAUUUACAAACAUUUCAGUUGCUACAGGCUAUGCUUAUACGCCACAGAUGCGCUCUGUUCCCGCGCCAUGGAUGAUGCAUUCUGUUUCAAUGAGAUGGAUGAUGCCAUCUGUUCCUAGGCCAUCGAUGCAUACUGGUCCUCAUUGUCAAAGAUAUGAAUUACCUCCUCGCAUGCGCUCAAGCAAUACUAAUACUACAAUGAUACACUCUACAACCGCUGAUAUUAAUGAGAGAGCGCCAGAGCAGCAGAAUCCGCCAAAUCAAAGCAGUAGAGCUAGUAACAGAUUGUUAGAAAGACGCAUAUCUAAUUUCUUGAUCAAUAGUUUGGGCCGAUUAACAACCACAGAGGAGAAUAUAGUUUGCACCAUAUGUCAGAGAUCAAAUUGGAGAAGAACAUAGCUAUCUUGAGCUGCAACCAUAUCUAUCAUGUAGGAUGCAUCAAAAAUUGGUUGAUGAUUAAAAAUGAAUGUGCUGUCUGUAGAGCACAAGCUAUCCCUGAUGAAAAUGUUUGAAGAGUUUUAUGUUGACGAGAAUAAUGAUGAUGAUUAUGUACGUGUAUACACAAUUUUAAAAUUUUCUCUCUAGUUUGAAUGAAAAUAUUUUGAU